GGAGAAGGCUCCACCACUGUUUGACUUGCUCCCGUAAGCUUUUGCGCAGUGCAGUGGACAAGGGCAGCCAAGAGCUUCCAUGCCAUGUGCCGCCCUUGCGUGAUUGUACCGUACCGUUUCCGCGCAGUCUUCUUGUAAAAAAAGCUCAGCCUUCUGUUGGGCUUUACCGUAAAAAACCCCUCUUCCCCUCAACUCUCCUACACCAUGUUCUCCGCCAAAUUCAUCAGACCUGCCGUCAGCACCUUCACCAGAGCUACUCCUCGCCCUAUCAUCACCAAUACCCCUUCAAUCGCUUCCCGGUUCUUCACCACUUCGUCGCCCAAGAUGACUGUCCACAACAUUGCUACCAAGGACGAGUUCAAGGAGGCCAUUUCCAAGAACCACAUCGUCGUCCUCGACGCUUUCGCUGAAUGGUGCGGUCCUUGCAAGGCUAUCGCUCCCGUGGUCGCCAAGUAUUCCGAGGAGCCUCAGUUCAAGGAGACUGUCUACUUCGCCAAGUUCGACGUCGACGCCCUUCCCGACCUCGCCCAGGAGCUCGGCAUCCGCGCCAUGCCCACUUUCAUCAUCUUCAAGGACGGCGAGAAGGCUGGCGAUGUCGUCGGUGCCAACCCCGCUGGUAUCAAGGCGGCCAUCACCAAGCAGCUUGAAUAAGCGGAGAUAUAUAUAAUGGGAUGGACAUGCGAAGAUGAUACCUAAAGAUAGAUAGGAAAUGAAAAGGUCUUGAAACAAGCACCUGGAAACAGCUCUGUGUGAGUGUCUGCAUGCGCAUGCGCGGAGGCCUGGGGUGCGAGGCUGUCCGGCCGGCUAGGCUGUGAUUACUUGUAAAGUGUCAAGGCUACGUGACUGUAACUUACCAUUACAGCUCGACGAGGAUGGAGACUGCCGCCGGUACGCAACUACCACCCAGUGUCCCAACAUGAGAAAUAGGAAGACCGGACAGUGUACCCAAAACGCUACGUACGUUAUCAAGCCUACUUCCCCAACGUUGUCAACUGAACCAAACUCGGCGUCCUCCUCAACUGCCUCACAUCCCCCU
Molecule: messenger RNA, 1036 nt
Organism: Neurospora tetraspora
Lineage: Eukaryota; Fungi; Ascomycota; Sordariomycetes; Sordariales; Sordariaceae
Product: thioredoxin-like protein
Exons: 3
Coding region: 205-651 (148 amino acids)
Cellular component (GO): cytosol
Molecular function (GO): protein-disulfide reductase activity
Source: RefSeq, a predicted model, not a curated record